This is a messenger RNA of Eurypyga helias (sunbittern), 6162 nucleotides long. It is a transcript of the gene PCM1, whose product is annotated as pericentriolar material 1. The coding region runs from base 1 to 6162 and encodes 2053 amino acids. The transcript is spliced from 38 exons. Gene Ontology annotation, biological process: centrosome cycle; microtubule anchoring at centrosome; intraciliary transport involved in cilium assembly. Gene Ontology annotation, cellular component: ciliary basal body; centriole; centrosome. Lineage: Eukaryota; Metazoa; Chordata; Aves; Eurypygiformes; Eurypygidae. The record is from RefSeq and is a predicted model, not a curated record.
AUGGCAACAGGAGGUUGUCCCUUUGAAGAAGGCAUGAAUGACCAGGACCUGCCUAGCUGGAGCAAUGAGACCCUUGAUGACCGUCUGAACAACACGGACUGGGGAAGUCAACAGAAGAAAGCAAACAGAUCAUCAGAAAAAAACAAGAAAAAGCUUGGUGGAGAAGCUGAAACAAGACUUACUAAUGCUAUAUCUCCAGAAUCCUCACCUGGAGUGGGACGACGAAAGACCAGAACUCCUCACAGUUUUCCUCAUGCUCGAUAUAUGACCCAGAUGUCUGUUCCAGAGCAGGCUGAGCUAGAAAGGCUUAAACAGAGAAUAAACUUCAGUGAUCUGGAUCAGAGAAGCAUUGGAAGUGAUUCUCAAGGCAGGGCAACAGCUGCUAACAACAAACGUCAACUUAAUGAAAACAAAAAACCAUUCAACUUCCUGUCACUGCAGAUAAACACUAACAAAAGCAAAGAUCCUGCCUCCGGUUCCCAGAAAAAGGAAAGUGGGGUGUCAGUGCAAUGUAAAGAGUUGUUUGGAGCUGCUCUAAGCAAGGAUUUCUUGCAAAACUGUCAAGUCUUCCAAGAAGAUGGAAGGGGAGAACCAGCUAUGGAUAGCAGCCAGAUUGUGAGCAGCCUAGUUCAAAUUCGCGACUAUAUUGCUAAGGCCAGCUCCAUGCGGGAUGAUCUUGUAGAGAAAAAUGAAAGAUCGGCCAAUGUUGAGCGUUUAUCACACCUUAUAGAUCACCUUAAAGAGCAGGAGAAAUCCUAUCUGAAAUUUUUGCGAAAGAUGCUUGCUAGAGAAAAAGAGGAGGAUGAUGUUCGGACUAUAGAUUCAGCUGUGGGAUCUGGUUCUGUAGGUGAGAGCACAUCGCUAAACGUUGAUGUGCGGUCUGAGGCUUCAGAUACCACGGCCAGAGAUCCUCAACAGGAAGCUAAAGAGGAGUUGGAGAACUUGAAGAAGCAGCAUGAUUUAUUGAAAAGGAUGCUACAACAGCAAGAGCAAUUGAAAGCUCUUCAGGGAAGACAGGCAGCUCUUCUUGCUUUGCAGCAUAAAGCAGACCAAGCAAUUGCUGUCAUGGAUGAUUCUGUUGUAACAGAGACUACAGGUAGUGUUUCAGGAGUGAGCCUUACAUCAGAACUCAAUGAAGAAUUGAAUGACUUAAUUCAGCGCUUUCACAACCAACUUCAUGAUUCUCAGACACAGUCUGUGCCAGAUAAUAGAAGGCAGGCAGAAAGUCUUUCACUUACCAGAGAGAUUUCACAAAGCAGAAACUCAUCAGUGUCCGAACACCUAUCAGAUGAGAAGGCACGGCUUUUCAACAAGAUGCGAAUGUUGCAGGGUAAAAAGCAAAAAAUGGACAAACUGUUAGGAGAACUCCAUACACUUCGUGACCAACAUCUAAAUAACUCCUCCUUUUUUCCUGCUUCAGGUUCUCCUCAAAGGAGUAUUGAUCAAAGAAGUACGACUUCAGCUGCUUCUUGUCCUGUAGGCGUAGUAACUGUGGUCAAUGGCGAAUCAAACAGCCUGGCAUCUGCUCCCUAUCCUCCUGAUUCCCUGGUUUCUCUGAAUGAGAGUGAAGAGGAUGACAAUCUAAAUCCAACAGAAAAGCUUCAGAAGCUAAACGAGGUUCGUAAGAGGCUGAACGAGUUACGCGAGCUAGUUCACUACUAUGAGCAGACAUCUGAUAUGAUGACAGAUGCUGUGAAUGAAAACACUAAGGAAGAGGAAGAAACAGAAGAAUCGGAAAGUGAUUCUGAACAUGAGGAUCCACAGCCUGUUACAAAUAUUAGAAACCCUCAAGGAAUCAGUACUUGGAGUGAAAUAAAUAGCAACUCAAAUGUACAGUGUGGAACAAAUAACAGAGAUGGGAGACAUCUUAACACAGACUGUGAAAUAAAUAACCGAUCUGCUGCUAAUAUAAGGACUCUCAAAAUGUCUUCUACCCUGGACUGUCAUAACAGGGAGGAUGACAAAGAUCUCGACCUACCCCAAGGUGAAGAUGAUGAAGUGGAAGAAGAUAGAGUUAGUGAAGAUUCCGUAUCUAGUCACAGGAGCAGCCUGGGUGAUGCUGCUGGAGACGCUGAGUUUGAGCAGAAGAUCAAUAGGCUUAUAGCUGCAAAACAGAAACUUAGACAGUUACAAAACCUUGCUGCUAUGGUGCAGGAUGAUGAUCCAGAACCUCAAGCAACAAUUGCAAAUGCGUCUAAUAUUGGUGACUUGUUUUUGGGAGAGAUAGAGGAGACAAAACAACAACCAAACAAUGUCCGAGCUAGUACCAACAAGUUACAGAAAGAUGUAGGACUGAAUGAAAAAGCAAGAGAGAAGUUUUACGAAGCUAAGCUGCAGCAGCAGCAGCAGGAGCUUAAGCAGUUACAAGAAGAAAGAAGAAAACUGAUUGAAAUUCAAGAAAAAAUUCAAGUGUUACAGAAGGCUUGUCCUGACCUUCAAUUGUCGUCGGCUGGCGUGGGUAGCUCCCCAGCAAACAGACAGACUUCACCAGCAACCUCAACGCCAGCCAUGAAUGAGUGUAGCGCAGCUGGCAGGCCUUUACUUGAAUUUGACGAAUCUGUGCCAGUAGGCAAUGAGUUAUGGUCUGAGAUGAGAAGACAUGAGAUUUUAAGAGAAGAAUUACGACAGAGAAGAAAGCAGCUUGAAGCAUUAAUGGCGGAACAUCAGAGGAGGAGAGAGCUCGCAGAAACGAUAUCUACUGUUGCUGCAUCAGUUAAAAGUGAAGGAUCAGAAGCUCAGCGUACUCCACAGCAGAGCAGGACUGAAAAGACAAUGGCUACCUGGGGAGGUUCUACCCAGUGUGCACUAGAUGAAGAGGAAGGAGAUGAAGACUGUUAUCUCUCCGAUGGAAUUGGUCAGGCAGAAGAAGAGGAAGAAGAUGCAUCAAGUUUGAAUGAUAGUUUCUCUGUCUAUCCCAAUAACAACAUACCAGAAAACACUUAUUUUGUGAAAGAAAACAAGGACAGGUGGAAAAAUUGCCGUCCUCUUUCAGCUGAUGGGAAUUAUCGCCCAUUGACUAAGGCUAGGCAACAGCAAAACAUAAGUAUGCGACGUCAGGAAAACCUUCGGUGGAUAUCUGAACUUUCAUACGUGGAAGAAAAGGAACAGUGGCAAGAGCAGAUCAAUCAGUUGAAGAAACAGCAUGAAUUUAGUGUCAGCAUUUGUCAAACUUUGAUGCAGGAUCAGCAGACCCUCUCUUGUCUUCUACAGACUUUGCUUACAGGCCCUUACAGUAUGAUGCCAAAUAACACUGCAUCUUCACAAGUACAUCUUAUUAUGCAUCAAUUAAACCAGUGUUACACUCAGCUGAUGUGGCAGCAGAACAAUGUCCAAAGGUUGAAACAAAUGUUAAAUGACCUUAUGUAUCAGCAAGAAGAACAACAGUGUCAAGAGAAGCCAUCAAGAAAGGAGAGAGGCAGUAGUGCACCACCACCUCCAUCUCCUGUUUUUUGUCCGUUCAGCUUUCCUCCCCAACCUGUGAACCUGUUUAAUGUACCAGGAUUUACUAAUUUUUCUUCCUUUGCUCCAGGUAUUAACUACAACCCCGUGUUCCCUGCUGGCUUUGGAGAUUUUGCACACAAUAUUUCCCCACACAGCAGUGAGCAGCAGCAGCAUCCUCUAGAUCAUAGUGCUUCUGGGAAAACAGAGUAUAUGGCAUUCCCCAAACCUUUUGAAAGUGGUUCCUGUAAUGGAGCAGAAAAACAAAGAAGGAAUCAUAGACAACCUGAAGAGGAAAUGGAAAAAAGAUCAGCUUGGCUUAAUGAUAGCCAGGAAGUGAAAAAAGAUGAUCAGUCUCAACUGAAAACAGGCUUUGCAGUUUCAGUACAAAACAUGGCUUCUGGUCAUAAAAAUCAGUCUGAUACGAGCAGGAGAAGGGAGUCGGAUGAAGAGUCUUUGGAGAGUUUCAGUAGCAUGCCCGAUCCAGUGGACCCAACUACUGUGACCAAGACAUUCAAAUCUAGAAAAGCAUCAGCGCAAGCAAGCCUGGCAUCGAAGGAUAAAACACCCAAACUGAAGAAUAAGAGGAAGAGUUCUUCUCAGCUAAAAGGCAGAAUUAAAAAUAUUGGUUAUGAAAGUGCAAGCGCUUCUAGUGUGUGUGAACCCUGCAAGAGCAGUAAAAGCAGACACCCUGAAGAGGUGGUUCAGGCAAAAGUGUUCAGCAAAAGGAAUCGGGAACAGUUGGAAAAAAUAAUUAAAUACAGUAGAUCUACAGAAAUGUCUUCAGAAACUGGUAGUGAUCUGUCAAUGUUUGAAGCUUUGCGAGACACUAUUUAUUCUGAAGUGGCAACUCUUAUUUCUCAAAAUGAGUCUCGUCCCCACUUUCUUAUUGAACUCUUCCAUGAGCUUCAGCUGCUAAAUACGGAUUACCUGAGGCAGAGGGCGCUCUAUGCUCUACAGGAUAUAGUGACCAGACAUUUAUCUGAGAACAAUGAAAAAGGGAAGCACACAAAAUCACUGAACUCUGCGGCAUGGGUGGCAUCAAAUUCGGAACUCACUCCCAGUGAAAGCCUUGCUUCUACAGACGAUGAAACUUUUGGCAAGAACUUUUCUGCAGAAGCAUGUCAAGAUGGGGAACAAAACGAUGCAGACAAUGGGAGUACGAUGUCUACGUCUUCCAAUUUUGAACCCUUUGCCACUGAUGACCUUGGCAACACAGUGAUUCACUUAGAUCAAGCUUUGGCUAGGAUGAGGGAAUAUGAGCGUAUGAAAAUUGAAGCUGAAAGUACCCUUGACUCUGAGGGCUGCUCUAGUAAUUUUCAGGGUGCUUCUGCUGCUAAAUUAGAAGGUCCAAGUACCAGUCCCGUGCCAGAGUCGAGCGACGUUUCUGCUGUUCCAUGUCCUCGCAUAGAUACUCAGCAGCUGGACCGGCAGAUUAAAGCAAUUAUGAAAGAGGUCAUUCCCUUUCUGAAGGAACACAUGGAUGAAGUGUGCUCUUCGCAGUUACUGACAGCAGUGAGACGUAUGGUCUUGACUCUUACACAACAAAAUGAUGAAAGUAAAGAAUUUGUGAAGUUCUUUCAUAAGCAGCUUGGCAGUAUACUUCAGGAUUCACUGGCGAAAUUUGCUGGUAGAAAGUUGAAAGACUGUGGGGAGGAUCUUCUUGUGGAGAUAUCCGAAGUGUUAUUUAAUGAACUAGCCUUCUUUAAACUCAUGCAAGACUUGGACAACAACAGUAUUUCUGUAAAGCAGAGAUGUAAAAGAAAAAUAGAAGCUACUGAAGUGAUACAGUGUUAUGCUAAAGAGGCAAAAAAAGGUCUCCAGGUGGAUGUUUGUUCAUCUGCUGAAGAAGUCGAUGAGGACAAAGACAAGGAUGAGACUGAAACUGUUAAACAAGUGCAGGACUCAGAAACGUAUGAUGGUAACGCAGUCCCUAAAAAUAGUAGGUCUGAUGCCUCUGAUCAAGAGGAAGAUGAGGAAAGUGAAAGCAGCCCAGUCGCAAUAAGUUUAUCAAAAGCAGAAACCCAAGCUCUGACUAACUAUGGCAGUGGAGAAGACGAGAACGAAGAUGAGGAAAUAGAAUUUGAGGAAGGACCUGUUGAUGUGCAGACAUCCCUACAAGCUAGCAGUGAGACGACAACUGAAAACGAACAGACUUCAAACCAGGAGCUGACUAAGACGAAAAGCACUGAGAUUUUGCCAUCGGAACAAGAACCCGUUCCUGUUAAAGGUGAAGAAGAUGUGGCUACAAUUCUGCCUCAUUACCUCAACAUCAUGGAGAGUACCCCACCACUAACAGUCAGUCCCCCAGACGCCUUUGUAACAGCCGGUAUGGAAGGAGAAGAAUCAAGCUCCUCUUUACCAGCAGACGAAGCCCAAAGGCUAGAUACGACGUGCGUAGGAAACAAAUCUGCUGCCAGUUCGGAAAGCUCCAUGGCCGGGAGCCCCGACACGGAGUCACCUGUGCUGGUGAAUGAAUAUGAAACUGGUUCUGGAAAUGUCAGUCAAAAAUCAGAUGAAGAUGACUUUGUGAAAGUUGAAGACUUGCCCCUGAAACUUGCAGUAUAUUCAGAGGCAGAUUUAAUGAAGAAAAUGGCAACUGAGGCCCAAACCAACAGUUUGUGUGACGAAUUACUGGAUGGAGGUGGAACUCGGGAUCAAGAAUUAGUAGGAGAUGCCCAGACUUUGAAAGAACCCGAGCGCUACGGAUCUCGGAGUGCGUGA